AUGACCUCCCACGAGCUUCCCAAACUGGAGGAAAUCGACACGAAGUCCAUCAUCUCCAUGCAAGAACUAGACCCCUCGCCCGUCGACGAUCCGGUGGAAGGCGAAUACUUUCCGGAGCCUUCUGCUCAGAAUGGUGGCUACCCUCAGCUGGGCCUGAGUGGCCAUCGCUGGGACAAGUGGUUGACCCGUAUACAAAAAUACUCAACUUACCCACCGACGGUCUUUACCAUCUUACAUUUCACCAAUACCUCUCUGAUUCCACUAGUGACUCGCUCCGUCCCGGCGAGCGAGUCCUACCUGUUGCUCACGCGACCUGUCUAUCAAGCCCCGGGCCUUGAACAUCUGAUCCUCACCAUCCCCGUGCUGGCACACAUCAUCUCCGGAGUAGCGCUGCGCAACAUUCGUGGAGCACGCCGCGCGAAACUCUACGGCGCCGAGACCCGCGCCCAACGCAACACGCUCUACUUCUGGCCGCGCGUGUCUCUGCAAGCUCGCUCGGGGUACUUCGUCGUGCCCUUAAUUGGGCUCCACGUCCUAGUCAACCGGGCCACACCGUUGGCAGUCGACGGCGGCAGUUCGGGCGUGGGGCUGGCGUAUGCCGCGCAUGGCAUCGCUCGAAGCCCCAUGUUCUGGAAUGCGUUUUACUUCUUCUUUGUGACCGCUAGCGUGUGGCACUUUGUGGGCGGCUGGGCAACCUGGAUGGGAUGGCGAGUCACUACGGUGCGCAAGGAGCGAGGCCAGAAGCCUUCCCUGGAUGGGUUACUCGGGUUUGCGGACAGCACGACCCGAUCCAAGAGGCAGCGCAAGAUGUGGUGGGUGGUCAAUGGCAUUGCGGCUGCUGGAGCAACUUUCUGGCUGGCUGGGGCUCUGGGCAUUGUUGGACGUGCUGGUGAAGGUGCUGGUUGGGAGGCCAAGGGCUGGAAUGACAUGUAUAGUCAAGUCCCAGUCAUUGGGAGCUGGCUGUGA
This is a messenger RNA of Penicillium olsonii, 966 nucleotides long. The record is from the annotation of a GenBank genome assembly. Lineage: Eukaryota; Fungi; Ascomycota; Eurotiomycetes; Eurotiales; Aspergillaceae.